AUAGAAUCCAUACAUACAUUGAAACAGUAUCUAACGGUUCUACCUGUAGUUCAAUUGUUUUGUGGCCUUGUUAUCCGAUGGAAUUAGAUUUGAAAUUUUCAAAAUCGGAUAGGACCUCCAAUUGGGGGUUCAGAUUGGUGGGAGGCGCCGAUUUUCAGGAACCGCUAGUUGUUGUCAAGGUACACGAGAAUAGUUUAUCAGAAAAAGCUGGACUAGAAGUAGGCGAUGUUAUAACAAAAAUUAACAAUACUGAUACAGCGACACUAACGCAUUCUGAAGUACACGACCUCAUUGCCUCAGCAGGACUACAAUUUGUUUUAAGAAUAAAAAGGGGAGAAUUUGUAUCACCACAUCUUUUACAAGAUGAGGGUAGAGAAGUUGAAGUUAGAGAUGUACAAGUAUUUGUAGAUGAAGAAAUCAUUGACAAGGCCGAGCAGUUGGCUGAAAUAUUAGGAAAAGAAAUCUUUACAGAAUUUGGUCACCAUAGAGCUGCAGUAAAUCAAAAACGCGAGAAAAAGAUGGUGUAUUCAAAUUCUACACAGACUUAUAUCCCUACAGAGGACAAAGUUAAACAGAAAAAAUGGUCUACUUUUUUAAUAAAACCUGACAGACCUCAACCGCAGCCUAAAAAGACACCUGAAGAACAGAAACUGGAGGAUGAACCCUAUAAAAUAGUCAUUAAAAAACAGUCAAGAAGGAAAUCAUUACCGAAAGAAAAAAGAGUGCAGUUUGACCAAAAUAUUAUUGAAGUAGAAAUAGAAUCAUUAUCUUCGAGAAAUCAAGAUUCUCCAGAAUUAACUAUUUCUCCUGAUCCAGAUAGUAUAGGCUACGAACAAGAUCCAGAUUCUUUAGAAGAAAAUAAUAAUUAUAAUAAUGACUAUAUAGAUGAAAAUGAUCAUCAAUAUCAAAAUGAAGGAUACGUGGAAUAUGAAGAUGAAAAUGAGACAGAUUUUGAUAUACAGUUUAGAAACGAUUCAUUAAACAAACAAUAUAAAUCUAUAUCAGAAAUAAUAAUAGACGAUCCUAACUCAGAAAAUGCAAUGACAUUAGCAGAACAACUUAGAUCACUUCAAAAGCAAUUAGAAGUCUUGUCACAACUUCCAUCUGAUGUUCAAACAACUUUAGAUGCAGUUUCAAAACAACUGGCAAGUAUUGUCGCUAAUAACGAAGAAGAUAAUGAAGACAAAGAAGAUCCUAGAGAUGAUGCAUCGUGUUCUGCUGAAGCGCAAGCAGAUGGAGCCACUGAAGAUGAAGAAGAUUCUAUAGUAGGAGAUGAACUAGAGGAAGAUUUGGUCGUUGAAGAAGAAUUGAAUAAAAUUCUAGAAAGAGCAAAUCUGGAAGACAGAGAGGAGGAAGAGGAAAAAACGCAAGAGAAUUUAGAAGAAAUUAAUAGAAUACACGAAGAAGAGUUAGAAGCACAAAGAAGAGAAGAGGAAUUGUUCGCAAAAAAAGAGAAGGUCGACAAAUGGAACAACAGUUGGCCUUGGUCAGAUACAGUCAAGCCCGUCUACAGGAUCAAUUUCAUGAAGUACACACCACCUCCAAAAAAACUUGAUCACCUUCAACGUUCAGAAGUAUAUCGUUUGAUCCACGGUAUGGAACCACCUACUAAAGGAAUUACAACUAGGCCAGAAAAAAUACUUCCUGAACAGGAUUACUAUGAGGCCUCCAGAGGAACUCCAUGAAAAUUCAACGUAUCUACAUAUGGAAUUAAUUUUAAAUACUUUGUUAUAAUAAAGUGUGAUAUUGUCCGAAAAUAUAUUAAUGAGUACAAAAUAUCUUUCAUUUACAUUAAAUGGUCCAGUUACACAAAAAUAGAACUCUUUUUAUUACCAUCUCCAUUCAAG
This is a messenger RNA of Psylliodes chrysocephalus, 1847 nucleotides long. The record is from the annotation of a GenBank genome assembly. Lineage: Eukaryota; Metazoa; Arthropoda; Insecta; Coleoptera; Chrysomelidae.